AUGUCGUUAGAAGAAAUCAAAGAUGUUUUGAAAGAGAAUUUGGAAAAGAGAGGUGUAUUAAACAAGAUACGAGCCAAUUUGAGAGCUGAAAUUUUCAAAUCAUUUGAACAAUCCGAAUGCUCUCAAUCCUCCGAAGAAUUUUUUAUUCGGAAAGAGCAAAACAGGCCUAGGCCCUCCGAAAUGCAAUUUCUGAUCAAUGAAUUAAUCAUUGAAUAUUUGGAAUACAAUCAUUUUGAUUACAGUGCAUCGGUGUUUAAAAAAGAAUGUAAUCAACCUGAGGAACGGUUAGAACAUCGUUUUUUAGCUCAUGAAUUAAAUUUAAGGAAAACCUAUGAAGAAAUUGAGGAAGAAGAGGAAAAUCAAGAGACCAUACCCUUGUUGUUUAAAAUUAUUCACAAAUUGAGAAAUGAAAAUUUAAAUGAAAAGAGAAUGAAUAGCAAAUCAGCCAAUACAACCGUUAAACAAGUUCAAAAAAACAAACUCGAUCCAACAAAACCAAUUUUGCAAAUACAUCCACCACCAACAGAACGAGUUAAUUCUACCGUCAGCAACAAUCAAAAGAAUCAACCAGCAACAUUUGGAAAUGUUCCUCAAAAGCCAAAACCAAAACCAAUACCUUUAAACGAUGAUCUUGAUUCCAGUUCGAUAACAACGAACACUGAUGAUUCCUCAACGAUUGCUGGAGGAGGAAUGGAUCCUUUUGCAGCUAAAAGAGUGAGCGACAUUUUACAAAAUUCAAACAAGCUGUCAAAACUGCAACCACGAAAAGCUGUUGCCAAUGGAAUGGAAAAUCGGCAAACACAAGAACCUCAGAAAAGUUCUCGAAUAUUUAAACCUCAGAAUCAUCGAUCUGGGGAAAAGGCUCCUCAUUCUGAUUUUGAUGUUGCACGAUCUGAGGAAAACUCAUUUUCAUCGUGUGACAACUCGGAAUUUGAAAUUGGACCUCCUCCAAAGAAUAAGGUCAUCAUGAGUGGUCUUCCACCUCCAUUUAAAUCUUUCAAUGAUUCUUCCAUGACGGGAGAGUCUGACUCGUUCUAA
Molecule: messenger RNA, 1038 nt
Organism: Naegleria lovaniensis
Lineage: Eukaryota; Heterolobosea; Eutetramitea; Acrasida; Naegleriidae
Exons: 1
Coding region: 1-1038 (345 amino acids)
Biological process (GO): microtubule anchoring
Cellular component (GO): centrosome
Molecular function (GO): protein binding
Source: RefSeq, a predicted model, not a curated record